This is a messenger RNA of Bactrocera latifrons, 1296 nucleotides long. RefSeq lists its product as uncharacterized. NCBI's taxonomy places the organism in Eukaryota, Metazoa, Arthropoda, Insecta, Diptera, Tephritidae. The record is from RefSeq and is a predicted model, not a curated record. The transcript is spliced from 3 exons. The coding region runs from base 122 to 952 and encodes 276 amino acids.
UAACGCUCUCGAGCAUUGCACGUACCCGCAUCCGCAACGAAUUAUUGAACUAAAAGUGACGCGUUAACGAAUUCGAAACGUUCUCUUCGGCGUGUUAUCUAAAUAAAAAAAAUUCGUGAAAAUGAAAGUGUUCGCUAUCUUAGCCACCACUUCCUUGCUCUUCGUGAGCUGCGCUUGGGCCGCGCCAAGUGUACAAGAUAAUCGCGUCGAAGGUGAAAAUGGCAGCUCAUUGGCGCUUGCCGCCCGCUACCUUGGCAGCUGCUUCGAAGCUGAGGAUAUGACCACUUGUUUUGCCGUCAAGGGUAUUACGGCUUUGAACCGAGCAGCUAGAAGCAAUAAUAUCGAACUCGUCAAUGGUAUUUCGUUCAAAAGAGAUUCCGCUUCCGCUGUGGCACGCAGCAGUAAAGCUUUGAGCGAAAACGAAAUAUAUGCGCAAUUACCGGAAAAUGCUGAAGAACGCAACGGACGCUUGGUCGACAUUGCUAUGCAAAACGCUGCUGAUUUCUUGGGCUCCCACAGUUUGGAAGUGAAAAUUCCUGCUGAAGCUACACAAGAUAUGGCACGCGCACUCGAUGAAGGCCGUGGUAAAUUGAAGAAGAUGUUGGGUCCGAUUGCCAUCGCUGUUGGUGCCAAACUCUUUGCUGUCAUACCCAUUGUGCUCGGUGCUUUGGCUCUGCUUACCACCAAAGCUGUGAUUGUUGCCAAAAUCGCUUUGUUGUUGGCUCUGAUUGUCAGUGGUUCACGCUUCUUCGGUGGACUGGGCAAUAAGUUCGGUGGUGCUCUUGGUAGUGGCUAUAAUGCGGCUGGUUGGUCAGGUGGCAACUCUGCUGGUUGGUCUUCGGGCGCUGCCUCAUCUUAUCCAUAUGCCCGCAGCUUGGAUGCCCAACAGUUGGCUUACAGUGAACAAGCGCCCGCAGUCAACGAUGAAGAAGCUGAAGAGCUACCGCUCUAAAUAUUGAGCUCAACGGGUGUUCACCAUUACAGUGGAAAUGCCAAAAAUGUGCCUUCAUUAAAGUUUCCAUUAUGCUAAUUGUUUUAAUGUAUACUUGGUAGUUCGUAGUAAUUUAUUAAAAAAAAAAAAAUUUUAUUUAAAUAUCUUACUUAAACGACUUGAAAACUGUUUACUAAUGUGUACAAGUACAAAUAGAAAAACGAAAUACGAAAAUAGUUUAAAAACUCAAUUCAUCGCUUUUGAAUAAGUAUUCUUCUAAUAACAAAACUAUAUCUUUUAAUAUUUGUUAGUAUUCAGUUGUUCAAAAUGUACAAAGAUUAGCGAAUAAAGUUUGAACUUAUAUA